Molecule: messenger RNA, 563 nt
Organism: Hipposideros armiger (great roundleaf bat)
Lineage: Eukaryota; Metazoa; Chordata; Mammalia; Chiroptera; Hipposideridae
Gene: CXCL9
Product: C-X-C motif chemokine ligand 9
Exons: 4
Coding region: 2-382 (126 amino acids)
Biological process (GO): immune response; chemotaxis; defense response
Cellular component (GO): extracellular region
Molecular function (GO): chemokine activity
Source: RefSeq, a predicted model, not a curated record
UAUGGAGAAAGGUGGUGCUCCUUUCCUUUUGGGUAUCAUCUUCCUGACUCUGAUUGGAGUUCAAGGAUCCCCAAUAAUGAGGAGUCAACGCUGUUCCUGCAUCACCACCAAUGAAGGGGCAAUCCACUUAAAAUCUUUAAAGGACCUUAAACAGUUUGCCCCAAGCCCUUCUUGUGAGAAAACUGAAAUCAUUGCUACACUGAAGAAUGGGAAUCAAAGAUGUCUAAACCCAGAUUCAACAGAUGUGAAAGAACUGAUUCAAAAGUGGGGAAAACAGGUCAGCCAAAAGAAAAAGCAAAAGAAAGGGAUAAAACAUCAAAAAAGCAGGAAUGUUCUAAAAGUUAAAAGAUCUCAACGUCCACGUCAAAAGAAGACUACAUAAAUGACCACUUUACCAACAAGAUUUUGCGCUUAAAAUGUCCUUUUUAAUUAUACUGAAAUAAUUCCAAAAAGGGAUUGCGUCUUAAUCUAUAAGCUUGUUGAUCUGACUAGAAAAUUUAAAGCAUCAUUAUGAAAUUGUAAUUAAAGCUAGAAAGUUGCUUUUAAAGUCCAAAUGUUAAGAA